AUGGAUUCCCCAAACCAUCUCGACCAAGAAGUGCCACCAACGACUGCUACAGGAAAAGAGAAGAUCACGGCUGCCAAUGUUUCGGCAGCAGGAUCAUCAACUCAAGCAAAGGUGGAUACACCCAAGCCUGUUGAGCUCUACCUUGUUGGGGCCCUAGUGCUUCGCGAACGUGGUGAUGAGAUUAUCAAGGAACUAAAGUGCGUUGAGCCAUAUACGCUGUCAACAAAUGAAAAGCAAUUUGACAACAUGACAACAUCCGAUCUUCACGAAUCAUUCAUGGACCUUUGGGAGACUUACUACCACCAGCGAACACUAGUGUCUGAUGAAGAACGUAUGUCUGUGGGAUUCAAGAACUGGCUCAUUAUUGACCUUUGUCGCCGAUGCAAGGUCCUCCAUGAUCGUUUUCAGGCGAGCAACAAGCAAUCCCCAUUGUCAUAUGCCCAAAAUGGUGAACCACUUUCUUUUGACGCGUGGUUGCACAAACCAUCCCAUGGCCGCAAGUAUUUCAAUAAGAACAGAUUCCUCAGCUCUCCCAUCUUGUCAAAUGAAAUCAGAAGCCAUGUCCUCGGAAUUUCCCAUACAUUUGGUGAUGCAAUCAUUGCAUGCACUGAAUUCAUUGAUAUGGAUCAAGUCACAACCAUGACCAACCAUCAAUUCCAAUCUCUUUGGCAAGCAUUGAAGAAGCAUCAGGCAACCAUUGAAAAAGCAUUACAAGUGGGAGCAUUGCAACCCCUUCUUGAGGAGGCUUCAAACAACAAGGUGAUGGGAAAAUUCAAGGCUGCUACUCGAUUGGCAUGA
Molecule: messenger RNA, 798 nt
Organism: Lichtheimia ornata
Lineage: Eukaryota; Fungi; Mucoromycota; Mucoromycetes; Mucorales; Lichtheimiaceae
Exons: 2
Coding region: 1-798 (265 amino acids)
Source: RefSeq, a predicted model, not a curated record